Messenger RNA from Linum trigynum, 4148 nucleotides. Lineage: Eukaryota; Viridiplantae; Streptophyta; Magnoliopsida; Malpighiales; Linaceae. The record is from the annotation of a GenBank genome assembly.
AAUUUAUGUUAGUGUAGUUGGGCGUUGUUUGUCAUUUUUUAAACUUCAUUAGUUAAAUACAUUAAAUACUUUCCUAUAUUAUUCAUGGAGAACUUACCAAAUUAAAUUGUUACUUCAAUCCUCAAUGUUUACUACACAUACACAUGAAUAUCAAACUCUCCGACCAAGAGGCCGGACCCUAAUCUAGUUAGAGUUCGGGUUAUUUACUCUGAUUUUUCGUUGUUCGAUAAUUACGCAUACGUGCCUAAUAUUUGGCAAGAUCACCAAAUGAAUCCUAUUUUUUUUUAAAGAGUAUACCUAGGGGUGGUAAACGGUUUUGCGGCUAACGGUUUAACCGGUAACCGUACCGAUAACUGCGGUUAUCGAUAAAACCGUUAACCGUAAGCUACGGUAUUCGGAUGCGGCUUGCUUGGCUUCGGUAUACCGACAAGGACUCGGUAAAAUACCAACGGUAUUUCGGUAUCCCGAUACCGGAAUUGAAAGGGCAAACGGCAAAGGCGCUGUGCAACCCGCCGUCCUCUCUCAGACUCCAACCUUACCUGAUUAAUUAGAAUUUAGAUACUAGUCUUAAAAUAUAUUAAAGCAGUUUCAUAUUUCCACCUUGGCCACGUAAGCCUUACUCAAACGAUAGUUGUCCACGUCAGCCACUUAAAAUAAACUCCUCUCUUUCCCUUCCGUGAAGGAACCCAGGACUCCAUCAACCUAAAAAUAAAAGAAGAAACCAGGACUCCUCCCGUUUCCCCUCCACUCAACUUCUCAACCCCAUCAGUUUCAUUCUCACAAACUGCAAUGUUUCAUCCCAGAUUUUCCUUCCUCUUCCGUGCCUUUCUAUCUUCUAAUUAUUUUUUGGAAAACCCCAAUAAUUAUAAUCUCAUUCAACCUUCGAUUUCACUCAGAGGGGUCUUGGCGAGAGGCGCCCGAAUUGUUCGCCAUAGACGUGGCGGUUGGCGGCACAUCAGCAGCAUGUAGAAGGAUUGGAUGGCGGUUGUGAAGCGAUAGAGGAUCAGUCAAUGAAGCCGCUCUCAUAUUUUGCUGGUAAUCCAACAAUGAAUUCUAGAGAUAUAACGAAUCUCGGUGCGUCGACAGAGGCAAAGUAUGAAGGAAAUUCUGGUAGAAGGCGGCAGGACACCCUCAUCCAGUCUUGCUUUAUCGGACAACAACGCACGGUCAAUGGAGGCGUUGACGGGAUGUACUAUUACGGCACGGGACAACAACAUUGUCAUCACCAAUAUGUUGAUUUUCUCCUCCGAAAUUGGAGCUCUGUUGAGAGGCUAAGGACCAUGUUGAGAAACGACCGCACUUACAAAAAUGAGCGGAUCUCAGGCGGGAUAGGUUAUGGUCAAAAGUGAACGCAACUCGGUCGUAUUACAACUUCACAGAGGCAGAGGAAGGAGGAAUUCGUGUUCAAUGUGUGGGAAAACAUAACCAGGCAAUUACGGCAAAGACGAUAAUGGUGCUACGGUUGGGGUACUCUCAUGCAUUCUGUUUAUUUCCAUUCAAUAAAAGUUACUGUUGCAAAAUUACAAUAGGUAUGAUUGUUUGAUUGGUCGACGACAUGCAAUCUCUAUUUACUUCUUUCCAUUAUUGUUUGAUGUUGAUUACACAAUUAAGGAAAGGUGUUCUUCUAAUGUUGAUUUUCAUUUUUCGUAUUUGUUGUGGCUGGUUAGGUCGUUUGAUGAACUUUGUUCCCUCAAUCUAGAGGUUUCAAUCCGUUUAGGUUUGUGGAGUUCAAAUUUUUUGUGUUAAAAUGUAUGACUUAUAAACUUAUUGUUGAAGACUUAAUGUUGCACGAUGUUUCAUUUAUUUUUAGAAAUUUGUAAUAUAUAUUGUACAAUAAUUGGAGUGUUUGUGAUGUGAUGGACCCGUAUUUCACCAUUCACCAUCCCAUUUACAUGAGAUCAUACACACUUAACACCUCAUCGAUUUCCUUUCCAUAUCACUGCCACGUAUAGGAGAGGAAGAUGGAAGGUGGGCAAGUGUGUUUCAUUAUUUGUAAAUACAAUAUACUCUUAUCAGCACAGUUAACAAUCUCAUUAAAAUCUACUUUUAUAUUUAAAUUAAAUUAAACUUUCCAAACAAAAUAAAAAAAGCAUCAUAUGUAAAUACAAUAUAUUUAAUGCCAACAUCCAAAAAUGUGUAUGUAAAUCCAACAAAUAUCAUAAACAUUUAAACAUUCGUACUUAAAUCUAACAAAUAACAUUUGUAUUUAAUUUUAAAAUUCAAGAAAAAAAUUUUGUGUUCGGUAAUUGACCAAAACAAUGCCAUUUUAUUUAAAAUUCAGAAAUCAAUCAUGUUGAUUAUAUCAGGGCAUGCCAGUAAAUUUUGACACCGAUAUCGAUUAAAAUUGCUUAUACAUAUUGACAUGUUACAGACAUGAUCACUUUAAGAUGGAAUUAUGUUGGACGCCAUGAAAAAAUCUAAUAAAGUGCGCCCAAACAGUGGAUCUCUGACACGUAUCCUGCAGAACUCCUUGCAGCUUCUUAAAGUUUGUCUUGGUCAUCCUCGAGCAGAUGCAUAAGUUGUCAUCCUUCGAGAUUGUCGUUUUUUUUCUUGAGCCUUUUUACAUUGUAUAGAAUUUAGUGUGGUUUCUUGGACUGCCAACUGGGUUGCUCAUAGAGUGUCACUUAAAGCUCUGUUGCUGUCUCGGUAAGAGUUAGCUUCUUUUCAUUUUGUGAUGUGAUUUGUUAGUGGGAUAGGGAGGGAUUGUGGGUAGUAGUAGUUCUUUCUAACUAUUGUCUUGGCAUUACUCGGAAAAAAAAAAUCUAAUAAAGUGCGCCCAAAUACCAUUUAUCACUCUAUAUCAUUGUGCAAGGUCGUAAAUCAGAGGCUAUAAAACUACUAAAUGGCCUUCCUAGAUUGCAUUUUAUUAUCUUAAAAAUUAUGGACAUCGCCAAAUAUUGUCACCUUCUAAAGUAAUAAAUUAGUAACAUAAUAAUAGAGCUACCUGCCCAACGGGCAGGGUCAAAGCUAGUUAAUACCAAUACCAAUUUUCAUCGCUCUCUCCCAUCUGCCGUACGAGUACGACGAGGCACGCCGCACAAUCGAUCCUCGACAACAAACGCUGGCUGCCGCCAGAUAGCUACCUGCAGAAACAGAAUUUUCAUCCUUUUCGUCGCCGGCGAAAGCUCGACCCCCGUCCCACGAGCCCAGGACCCAGCAACCCAGUCUCUGUUAGGACCUUUUCCGUCGAUCCCGUCGCCGUCGGGCCAGUUUCCGUUACCUUGCCGCCGUCGGACCUUUCCCGCUUGACCUAGCAGCCCCACAGUUCGUUCUACUCUCCGUCGAUUUCAUUUUUUUCAGGUCAUAAUAUUUCGUUGACUUUGUUUAUUGACUUGUUGUGCCAGAGGAGAGCAGCAGCCAAGUUCCAUUGUUUGUUGCUUUUGUCAUCUCAAACUUUUUAAUUUUUAUGAUAAUUGUCAAUUGAUGCACAUGAAAAACCCCAACCCAUAUGCAAUCACCAUUCGUCCUCUCCCCACCAUUCCUGUACAGUGUACACCGUCACAGCUCCUUUGUCGUGGAAUGAAAGGGUAGACAAAUGAAGCACGUAAGCAGAAUGGGCCAGCGGCAACACGGGUAUCCGGCUAAUAACCGAUACCGUAUGAAUUCGGGAUUCGGUAUACCGAGUUAAGUUCGGUAUCGGCAAACGGUGCCAUUGUGAUGAUGUCCGGUAUACCGGUAACCGGUCAAACGGUAACCGAUUUAACCGGUUACCGACCCUUUAUCAGCCCUAAGUAUACCAUUACGUCUUUUAAUUUUAUUUUUUAGACAGAAUGAACCUACAAUGAUGUGAUUAGGGGUGUAAGUUAGACCCUUAAAACCCACCGACUCGCCCCGACCCGCCCCGACCCUCAGGGUCGGGCUGGGUCAAUUUGUCUACAGGGUCAAUUUAGGGUCGGGUCAGCUUAGGGUCGGGUCAGGGUCAGAUAGAGUCGGGUCAAUUUAGGGUCGGGUCACUUUUUGACCCUAUGACCCUAAGCAUCAUACAAACACGUUGGACCUAUUUGUAAAAUUUUAAAAGUUUAGGUACUAAAUUGUAAAAAUUAAAAAUUUUGGGUACCAAAAUGUAAUUUUACCAUCAAAUUUUAGGGACUUAUUUGUAAAAAAAAUAAAAUUUAGGUACUAAAAUGUAAGAAAAAAUAAAUUCGGGU